AUGUCGUACAGUGACUUGAAAGAGAAGACAUUCGUUGUCACCGGAGCCGCCUCGGGCAUGGGCCGCAAGACUGCCACUCUGCUGGCGAAACAAGGCGCGAAUCUCGCGCUGCUCGACUUGCGAAAGCCGGCCGACACUCUGGUGGAAAUCGAGGCAUUGGGCGUUCGAGGAGUCGCCUUUUCCUGCGACGUCCGCGAUGCCGCGGCGGUGGAGAGUGCCGUGACGAGUGCGAGGCAGCACUUUGGUGCCCUGCACGGGGCGGCAAACAUGGCGGGAGUCGUGGGCAACCAGGGCAUCAAGGGGAAAGGUCACGCGCUGGAUAUCCUGCCCGACCGGGAUUGGGAUUCGAUCAUGGAUGUCAACCUCAACGGAGUCAAAAACUGUCUUCGAGCCGAGCUGAAUGCCUUGGAGGAUGGGAGUUCGAUCGUCAACGCCGGCAGCAUUGCAGGCCAACAGGCCUGGCCCUUUCUGGGUCCCUACUGUGUCAGCAAGGCCGGGGUUCUCAGCCUGACCAAGAUCGCCGCGCAGGAAGCAGGGUCUCGAGGCAUUCGAGUGAAUGCCGUCGCGCCGGGCAUGAUCCGAACGCCUUUGACACAGGCGAUAGGUACCGACCAGGAGCUACACGAUGCGAUGGGUGUUAGGACGGCGUUGAAGCGGAUUGGGGACCCGGAAGAAGUCGCAAGAUUGAUUGUCUUCCUCUUGAGUCAGGAAGCCAGCUAUGUGACAGGCACGGUCAUUAAUGUUGAUGGUGGUUAUUCGUGA
Messenger RNA from Fonsecaea multimorphosa CBS 102226, 762 nucleotides. RefSeq lists its product as uncharacterized. The coding region runs from base 1 to 762 and encodes 253 amino acids. Gene Ontology annotation, molecular function: oxidoreductase activity. The transcript has 3 exons. The record is from RefSeq and is a predicted model, not a curated record. NCBI's taxonomy places the organism in Eukaryota, Fungi, Ascomycota, Eurotiomycetes, Chaetothyriales, Herpotrichiellaceae.